AUGAAGAAGCAUAAAAAAAAUAAUGAGACAAGAAGAAUUUUAGAAAUUACUACAAAUAAUCUUAAUUCAGUACUACUUGAACUGAAAGGAAGUAAGAAUUUAUUAGAUAUUAACAUAAGAACUAUUUGCAUUUUUUUAUUUAAGAAUUACAGUACUCCUGAGGAAAUUUUUAGUAAAAUUAAGAUUAUAGCACCAAAGUGUUCUUUUCAACAAGAAAUCGUUACAGAAGAAGAUAUAGUUGAUUUAGUAGCGAUUAAUAUUAUUAAGUUGUUAAAUUCAAAUACUAAUAUUAAUAAUCUUUUUAUGUUGGAAUAUAUUACAAGUUUAGAUUAUUUUAGUCGUAUGUUUACUAUUUGGUAUUUUGAUAAUAAAUCAUUAUCAUUUGAUCAGAAUAGUAGAUAUAUUGAUAAAUUAAUUAAUAUAAUAUUUAAGAUAUGUAAAUUAGAUAAUAAAAAUACAGAUUCAAAUAUACGAACAAAUGAAAAUACACAACAUACAUUAACGGAUUCAAAUAUACAAAAUAAUGCAUUUGAAUUAAUUGAUUUAGAUGACAGUUUAGAAAUAGAAAGAAUUGAUAAUGAACUUGGUAAAAUAUUUAAAAAUAAUUACAGUUUAGAAAAACAAGAUAAACAAAAAAUUGCUAAAAUAUGCGAUGUUAUAGAUCAAAUUAUAGAAAAUAAUAAUGUGUGUGAUCCUAUCUUCUAUGAUCAAAUUAUAAAAUUAAUAGACAUAGACAGUGUUUUAUACAAAAAGAUAUUUAAAAUACUAAAACACGCACCAUCUAAUGAGAUAUUUAUAGAAGCAUUAAGUAACUAUUCUAAUAUUUGGAGGAAUAUUAAUUUUAUUGUAGAACAAAUAGGAUUAAUAAAUGUACUAGAGUGUACUAAAAAUCCAGAUGCAACUUUAGAAUUUCUAGAUAGAAGUUUAGUGGACAGAAAAGAAUUUUAUGAAUAUAUUUUUAAUAACGAAUUUGAAUUAAAUGUAGUAGAAAAUAUAUUAAUUUAUUUUAUUAAACGUGAAAAUGACAAGGAUAUUCUGCAAAGAUUAAAAAAGCGAAUAUUAGAAUUUGACAGUGAAUCACAUAUUGUUGAAUUUAUAAAUAUUUAG
Vairimorpha ceranae is the source of this 1107-nucleotide messenger RNA. RefSeq lists its product as hypothetical. NCBI's taxonomy places the organism in Eukaryota, Fungi, Microsporidia, Nosematidae. The transcript has a single exon. The record is from RefSeq and is a predicted model, not a curated record. Bases 1 to 1107 code for a protein of 368 amino acids.